Molecule: messenger RNA, 1530 nt
Organism: Phytomonas sp. EM1
Lineage: Eukaryota; Euglenozoa; Kinetoplastea; Trypanosomatida; Trypanosomatidae
Source: the annotation of a GenBank genome assembly
AUGGCGUUGUCUGCGGGUUGGGGUCAACCCGUUGUGGUUCGUAUUAGUGGGGAUGCCGGUGGUGAAUUCAUUGAACAUCCAAUCCUUAACAAUAGCUCUGCGCGAGCGCUCGCGGCGGCUGGUAACCCAAUAACCAUUCGAGUUCGUGACCCAUCUAACUUUGCCGACGUUCUGCACUCUACGGGGAGGGGUUCCACGACGUCGUAUGAAUCGGGCAGCGACAUCCGCCGAGCCUUGUCAGCGGCGCUGUUUGGCCGCGAUAUCAGUGAGACCUUCUGGAUACCUGAUCCUGGGAGGAAUGAGAUGGGGCUGCUUGAGGCCCUGCACCGCCGUGGCGCGACGAACCGGACGUACCUGCUGCUGCAGAGUCGUCCACUUGCGGAGCUGCAGAUGAACUACUCCACAUGCACCGGCCGUAAUAUUGAUCUCUCGCACGACAUGUUUAGGCUUUCCAAGACGGCUAUGGCCGUUUACCACAUCGAUCAAAGACUCAACGCUGGGGAUGAGGAAAAGCUCGCAUCCUUCGUUAACUGUGGUGAUGCGCAAGGCGUUCAUCCACAAGGUGGUUAUUUCGAGGGAAACGAUAAAGACUACGGUGGACGCUCCCCUAACUUUGAUAGGGGCAGUUCUUCAUACGGUGCAAAGCCGGUUAGUUCAGGUGGUGGCUACAUCAGCAUGCCCGCACAUGGCUUUAAAGCUGCGGUGCGCGCGAGCCUUCAGUAUCUGCAAGAGGAGGAUUACUAUCUUGUGCGGUACCGUGACUACAGCAGCUGGGCUGUCAACGAGUACCGCAGUCUUGCGAGGAGCGACUCUGUGUUAGGGAAGAAGUACGUGGAGCAGUGCUUCGCGGUGCACGUCGGCCGAGAGCCUGGCGAACUCAUCCCUAUCACCGAGGCGCAAUUUCUCUUCGGUGUCGACCUCCUGCAGCGACAGUUAUUGAACCGUCUCACCACGCUUCCCGCCGGUGGGGAUGGGAGUUGUAGGAAUUACUUCGCUCAUCAUCACGACCUCGACUACAGUGCCCUCAACGCGGAUCAGUUCCGCUCGCUUGGCGUGCUGCUCGGCGAUGGGAUGCGUGAGGUUGGGGUGGAGGGUGAGGAGCGGAAACGCGCGGUUGAGGCGGAGCGGAUACGCACGGCUGAGGCGGAAUCACGGCGCCGCAAUUCGGAGUACGACGCGCCGGCGUGGUAUGACUGGUCACCCACGGCGGUUCGACGGCGUGUACAGUAUCGUCUGUCCUUGUACUACACCUCCAUCGGUCGUUUUGUUGUGCAAACGAUGAUUGUGUGCGGGUGCGGCUACGUCGUGUUCUACUACGCGAGGGGGUACCUCUCGCUCGCGGCACCGACGUUUCGCGGUGAGCACGAGCGCCGCUACAAUGACAGGCAGCGGCGCGGCAGGUACAGCUACUACUACGAUGGAGGCGGUGGCGAGGAUGACGUGACGGGGUACGUACGCCGUGGAUUCUUCCGGAGCGUGCUGAUGGGGCCUAAGGAGGUGUUUGACUACUUCCUCGCACCGAGCAGUUAG